This is a messenger RNA of Linum tenue, 2884 nucleotides long. Lineage: Eukaryota; Viridiplantae; Streptophyta; Magnoliopsida; Malpighiales; Linaceae. The record is from the annotation of a GenBank genome assembly.
CAGUGAGAAGGAAAAACGGGAGUAGAAGUCUCCAAAACCCUCUCUGGUCUGUUGUGGCAGAAGGUAAUCUGCGUUCAUCUUCCUCCGAUCCCCGACUGAGAAAUUGGAAGAGUGACUUACAGCACAAGACAUUCGUUUAAAAAUGGCUGCCAAUGGAGCUGUUAGUGUGGAAACGAAGCGAAAAAUAGCAUCAGCUCUGGGCAAGCACUUCUCUGUAUCGCCUCAGUCAGAAUCAUUGAGUGAUGUGGGGAACUCUGAUGUUAAGAGCUUGUACUCCAACAUCCUGAAGUUAUCUGGAAAAUCCACUCCAUUGAAUGGUCAAGAUGAGGUGAUGAAAUGGAUAGGAUUUUCAGAGAGUUUUCCUCAAGACUCUAAGGCUUGUUGUCAAGCUCUCAGCAGAUUAGACGAUGAGUUGCUUGUAAAGUCUGUACUUUUGGCGAAUGGACUCACGCCGUCGGAAGCUGAUGUUAUUGUAUUCUCGGCCAUACAUUCUUUUGUGAUUGGCCUACCGCAGUCAGAAAAGGAGAAGUUCCUGCAUGUAUUCAGAUGGAUGGAUUACAUACAGCACAAAGAAGAUUUUGGUGAACUGUUUGAGAAAAUACCACUGGAAAAGGAUGAAUUUGUCCCACAGGUACGAGAUGCCCCCAGUGUAGGAAAAUUAGAAGCAGAUCUAAAUGCGAAGAAGAUUGGACAAAACACAAAGAAGGCAGAAGCUGACCAAACUGCCAACAAAAGUGAACCUGAGAACUCAAAGAAAAAAGUUCAAGCAAAGAAGGAAUCUACCGAGGAGAAGAAGAAACCUACAGAGGAGAAGAAGAAACCAGCUACUACAGAAGUUUUAGAGAAAGAUAAAGAAUUGAGUGUCAGUUUGCUUAACCUACAGGUUGGGCUUAUCCGCAAGGCAUGGAAGCAUCCAUCAGCUGAUAGUUUGUUGGUUGAAGAAAUAGAUGUUGGGGAAGGCAAAGUGAGGCAGGUGGUUAGUGGUUUGGCAAAGUACUACAGUCCAGAACAGUUAACAAAUCGACGUGUUGUGCUGAUUACAAAUGUAAAGCCGGGAAAGCUCCGAGAUGUGAUGUCAGAAGGACUGGUAAACUCUAAUUAUACUUUUCAUUGUCAUGCAAUCAUCUUUACUACCUUUUGUAUGCUUUCGAAGUUCAUUCAGCAUUUCAAUGCCAUUUCACAAGCUUCAAGGCCAUUAUUGUAUGCUUAGGAGCUUAUGUACAUAUUCUUCCCUUUUUAGACUGAAGAGAAUAACGUGGCUAUUGCUGAUUAAGUAGCUAAAUAUUCUUAAUUGAUUAUUUAGAGGAGUUACCUUAUGUUAGAUCACUAACUUAGGAAGGUCUCUAGUAGACCUCUGUGUAUAUAUUGACAGCCCAAGUUAGGCUAAUAAUAAGAAGAAAAAGAACCGAGGAAACAACCUCAGGAUUCUCCAAAAACUUUCAUGGUAUCAGAGCCUACUCUGACCUAAUUCCGCCGUCGAUCUGACCGUAUUCUCCUAUCCCUCUUUCUCUUCUUCAUUUUUCUGGAAAACCCGCCAUCUUCGUCAUGACGAAAGACGACUCUAGUCACUCCUCAACGAAUACAGAAGGCAGUGCUCCUCCAACAAACAACUUCAGCACCGUAACACCAACCUCCACCGAUUUUUCCAGCAUCCUAACGAGUUACAAGCUCGACGGGAAGAACUAUCUCAAAUGGUCAAAAACCGUUGAGAUGAAUAUUGCAGCCAGGAGCAGAGGAGGAUAUCUGACCGGAGCCAUCAAGCGCCCCGAAGCUACAGACCCCCUGUAUCAAAACUGGUAUGACAAUGAUGCCCUGGUCCGAAUAUGGUUGAUCCAUUCCAUGAAGCCAAGUAUCGGGGAAAACUACCUUCUCCAUCCCUCUGCGAAAGCAAUCUGGGAUGCAGCCAGAAACACCUACUCAACGGUUGAUAACACAUCUGCAUUGUUUCGGAUUGAAACACAAUUGUUUCAACUCAAACAAGGGGAGAUGGAUGUCACAGACUACUUCAACUUGCUGGGACACCACUGGCUGCACCUAGACAUGUACGAGGCAAUCGAUUGGGAGACCCCUGGAGAUCAAGAGAAAUUCAAGCAGUACAUUGAGAAGAAACGAACCCUGUAUUUCUUACUUGGUUUGAAUCAAGACCUAGAUGAGAUCAAGGGUCGGAUGAUGGGAUUGAAGCCUUUCCCCGGCAUCGAGACUGUCUUUGCUGAGAUAUUAAGGGAGGAGAGCAGACGUCAGCUGAUGCUCAAUCCUAAGCCAAGCCAAGGGGAAAGUUCAGCGUUAGCUGUUCGUAAUCCUCAGAAGAAUAAGCCACAGGACCACCCAAGUCAAAAGCGGGAUGACGAUGAGUCCGAGCUCUAUUGUGACAACUGCCACAAGCAUGGUCACGUUAGAGCUGAUUGCUGGUACAUCAUCGGAUUCCCAGCCAACUGGAAACCAAAAGGAGAAAAGAAAAACAACAAUAAUGGGGCUGGAAGACGUCGAGCUCAUGUAGCAGCUGUGGCAUCUGAGAAGAAACCAGAACCUGAAUCAACCCCUACUCCUUUUACCAAAGAGCAAGCUGGUGCCUUAGAGAAGUUCUUCAAAGCAAUGACUAUAGGGCAGCCAUCCCAACAGAAUCAAGCAGGCAUGUUCACAAGCAUGUUUGCUAACCAAGGAGGAAGGCUCCGGGAGGACGAUUGGAACUGCUGAAAGGCAUGAGGACCUCUUCAUCAUUGAAGGACGUGGUGAUGAAGAAACAAGAGGAACAAGGAGGGCUCUAGCUACUAGUAGUACUGAUAGGAUAGAUGGCCAAAUCAUGUUAUGGCAUACACGAUUAGGUCAUCCCAGUUUUGGAUAUCUCGAACGGUUGUUACCAAAUUUGUUUCGGAAUAAAAGCUCC